AUGCUGCCUCCGACAACUCACCAAAUCCCACACUCCCUCCCCCUCACCCUCGUCGUCGCCACGACCCCCAUUCGCGUCGCGUCCUCCACGUCCAAUGAUGCAUCCACUCGCUUGGGAAUUGGGCUUAAGGGGACCCUACCUUGGCCGCGCAUAAAAGCCGACAUGUCCUUCUUUGCGCGCACGACUUCCCGCGCACCAGCAGCAGGCACGACGAACGCGAUCAUCAUGGGCCGCAAGACGUAUGACUCGGUUCCGAAGCACUUGCGCCCGCUGGGUAAGCGGAUUAGCGUCAUAGUGACUCGCGAUACUUCUGGCUCCGUGCGGGAGGGUGUGUUGAAAGAACUUGAGGCGCGCAAAAUGAAGAUGGCUGAGACGGCAAAGGCUAAGGCACAGGCUGCCGCUGCUGAAGGGAAGGAAGUUGAGCAGAACGGGUCUACUGAUGAGCCUAUAACCGAUGCGCUGGUAACACACAGCCUGGACUCCGCGUUAUCUGAAUUGGACGCUGUGUAUGGCGCGUCUGGACGCCUGGGGAAGAUUUAUAUCAUCGGCGGGGCAGAGAUCUAUGGUGCUGCGCUGCGCAUGAAGGCGGUUGCAGAUGCUACGCAAACGAAGCGGCCGGUGCGGAUUGUCAUGACAAAUAUCGUGCGGAAAGCGGAGGGCGAGGGUGCCAAAAAUGAGUUCGAGUGUGAUACGUUUUUCCCUGUGCAAGGGCUUACACCUGAAGAUGGGUGGAGGACUGCGAGCCCUGCGGAGGUGUCCGAGUGGGUUGGGGAAACCGUGACUGGGGAGUGGAUCCAGGAGGGAGAGGUUGAGGUGCAGAUGGUUGGAUAUGAAAGAUUGGACUAA
Messenger RNA from Penicillium canariense, 846 nucleotides. RefSeq names its product dihydrofolate reductase. The transcript has a single exon. Gene Ontology annotation, biological process: dihydrofolate metabolic process; glycine biosynthetic process; folic acid metabolic process. The record is from RefSeq and is a predicted model, not a curated record. Gene Ontology annotation, cellular component: mitochondrion. Gene Ontology annotation, molecular function: NADP binding; dihydrofolate reductase activity. Lineage: Eukaryota; Fungi; Ascomycota; Eurotiomycetes; Eurotiales; Aspergillaceae. Bases 1 to 846 code for a protein of 281 amino acids.